AUGAAUAAUCAAACAAAUAAAAUAGUAAAUCUAUCACAUUUAAUAUUAAAUAAAAUUAUUAGUUAUGUGUAUGAUAACAUUGAUCGCAUUUGUUUCAGUUUAGUUUGUAAGAGAUGGUACAACGAAAGAGAUAAAUAUUUAAUAUUCAACUCUGAUCGUAUCAAAUUAUUUGCACUUAAUAGCACUGAUACGAAAAAAAAUCAUAAACAUUUCAAAUUAACAUCAUAUAAUAAUAUCUUUAAGAAAUCAAUUCAAUCAAAGACUAUUAGUUCACUUUUUGUUGGCAAUAAAAACUAUAGUUAUUGCGAUUAUCAUUUUAAUGAUAUUAGAAAACUAAAUAGUAUUCCCAACAAUGUUUCAAAUAUCUAUAUUGAUAUUAGAUUUAAAUUAUUUGCAGAUGAACUGAAGCAUCUCUAUCAAUUAAUAUCAGAAUCACAAUCAGUAACAAUGUUGGACGGUUGUAGCACAUUGAAAUAUGGAUUACCAAAGUCAAUCAAAACCAUUAGAUUUAAGCAUUUCAAUGAACCACUUGUGAAAGGAUCACUUCCCAAUUCAAUAGAAGAGUUAGUUUUCAACAGUAAUUUCAAACAAGAGAUUCUACCAGGCGUACUUCCAGAAGGUUUGAGUAAACUUAAAAUAUACAGCUACCAAUAUGAAAUUCGACCAGGUGUACUUCCAGUUAGUUUACUUGAAUUUACUCUUGACAACUAUCAUUAUGAAAUUCACCCAGGUGUACUUCCAGCUAGUUUACUUAAAUUUACUUUUUGUGACUGUCAAGGUGAAAUUCGACCAGGUGCACUCCCAGAUGGUUUACUUGAAUGUCAUCUCAAUUCCUAUGAAUUCGAAAUUAAACCGGGUGUACUUCCAAAUGGAUUGCUAGAAUUUUCUCUUGAAAGCAAUAACUAUCGAUAUGAAAUGCAACCAGGAGUACUUCCAUUGUCUCUUGAAUGUUUAUCUCUUAAUAGUCAUCCAUCUGAGGAUGAAUUACCACCAACCCUAGGAGAUCAACAAUAUCCGGUGGCAACAUGUUUACCAAUUUCAUGGUUACAAGCGAUAUCAUCACUUCCAAACCUUCAAAAACUUUAUGUUUUUUUUUCCAAUGAUGUUAAUGAAGAUACUAUACUCAAUCUCGACUACCUCCCACCAACUCUAGAAUUUUUAGAAUAUUUAGUACCAAAAACGAUAUUGAAAGGAACAAUGCCCACAUCUUUGAAAAGCAUUGACCUUGAUGAGUGUCAAUUUAAGAUCGAUGAAAUAUUCCCAGAAACAUUACAAUAUCAUUUGGAGAUGUUUCAAUAUCGAAAUAAGAUUAUACAUUCAAUUCCAUCAAACAUAAAGAUCGAAACAUUAUCAAUGACUGGAAAUUCAAGUGAACCAAAGAUAACUCUUCCAUCUGGUGUUGAAAACAUCUAUCUUUUAUUAGAUUGGACAAAUUCAGGUGAGAAGAUAAUUGACUUUGGUGGAGAUGGUAAUACCGAUCAAGCAUGUUCACUAAGAAAAGUGGCAUUUUCUCAAUUCGACAAUGGAACACCACAAGUUAAACUACCAAACACCGUCGAAUUUCUAGAUCUUGGUUAUAAUGAUCUCGAUGAUAAUAUAUUACAGUGGGUACCUUCAUCAGUAAAAACUCUUAAAACUCCUAAAAUCAAUAUCACCAUUCCCAAAAUCAAAUCAAUAACCAAUAUCAUUAGAAAUUUUAUUCUUUUCCAAACUAUUCGAAAGUUGGAUGAAAAUUAUUAUUUAAUCUAUGGUGACUAUGAAAGCAUAGAUGAUUCAGUAAACAUAAUUGCCAAGAUAUUUCAUCACUCUAAACUUGAGAAAAUCUUGGGCACAAAAAUAGAAUAA
Heterostelium album PN500 is the source of this 1845-nucleotide messenger RNA. RefSeq lists its product as uncharacterized. NCBI's taxonomy places the organism in Eukaryota, Evosea, Eumycetozoa, Acytosteliales, Acytosteliaceae. The record is from RefSeq and is a predicted model, not a curated record. The coding region runs from base 1 to 1845 and encodes 614 amino acids. The transcript has 2 exons.